AUGGCCGACCAGGAGGGGAGGCUUCAACUGUUCAGCCAGUGCAAAGUCUGUAUCAUAUGCUCCAAAGAUCUCAGUGCUGAUACGGCGCAUCAGCUUGCAUCCAUGUUGGAAGAAAAUGGCGCUGACACUGUAAUAUACGAACCGCCAGCCACCUUCCCACCCCUCACCGAAUUCACCCACCUGAUGUCAUGCACCAUCGACUUUCCGACAUUUGAAGCAGCAAGCGAGGCUCUGAUACCAGUUGUCAAACCUUACUGGCUGCAAGCGUGCUUACAGAAGAGGAAGCUAGCCAAUCCGCGACAAUACAGCCCCGAUCCGAGACUGUUCCUGAACGACGUGGUUAUCACUUGUGGCGAUAUUCCAGGAGGCGAUAAGGAGGCAAUAAUUGGAGGUGUUUUGGCGAAAGGCGGGAUCUAUAGCGCCAAGAUCUCUCAGCAGGUUACACAUCUUGUUGAUUUGACCGCGGACUCUGAUAAGGCUCGCCUGAUCGCCGGCAAGAAGUUAAAUAUUAAGAUAGUGCUUCCACACUGGUUUGAUGACUGUCUGAAACUUGGAAGACGGAUUGACGAGCGCCCUUAUACUCUCCCAGACCCGGAAAUCCUACGUGCAGCGCCGGAUGCGCCGAUACGUUCUUCAGAAAAUCGAGAUAUCAUCGGCGCAUCAACAACAGAUCCCGCUGCCCUUCCAUCGUCCGUCAAAUCGUCCGACACACAACCGAAGCUUACCGUGUUCCAAGAUAAAAGUGUAAUGCUAUGCGCGGAUCUCGGAAUUGGGGCACGUUUAUCCGGAUCAAUCGAGGAAAUCAUCAACAAUGGUGGCGGCUCAGUUACAUCUGAUGUUUCAAAGGCGGAUAUUUUGAUCUGUCGCUACAGAGAUGGGUUUCCAUACCGCAUAGCGUCGAGGUUGAACAAGGAUGUAGGAAACAUAUCGUGGCUCUACCACCUCAUGACCUACAACACCUGGACAUCGCCUCUACGACGAUUGCUCCACUACCCUGUUUCGCGUUCGGAGAUUCCGGGGUUCAAGGGCCUCAAGAUCAGUUUGUCCAAUUAUGUUGGAGAAGCUAGAGCCUACCUGGAGAACUUGAUCACAGCGACUGGCGCAGAGUGCACAAAGACUCUCAAGCAAGAAAAUACCCACCUAGUGACUGCCCAUGGGAAUAGUGAAAAAUGUACCGCGGCAAAGGAGUGGGGGUUGCACGUAGUCAACCACCUAUGGUUGGAGGAGAGCUACGCAAAGUGGAAGCUGCAGUCCGUUUCCGACCCUCGCUACACGCACUUUCCCAAGAGAACGAACCUGGGUGAAGUCGUUGGCCACACGAGGCUGGAUAAAUCGGUACUUGAGAGCAUGUUCUUCCCAUCAGAGAGCACAGCCCAGACCCCUGCAAGCCCGCGACGAGCUAUGCAGACCAAGGAACAGAAUACUGUGACUGCAAAGGCAUCGACUUCUAUGCAACCACCAUCAACCAAAGUGACUGAAUCCGAAAGUGAAAUCCCCCACCCGCAGGGUGCAACACCUCGAGCAAUCGGCAAAUCGCGAAAGUCAAUUGAUGGCCAGAAAUUGCAGACCCCUGUGCGUUCACGACUUACAUCUGAAGGAAAGGAAAAUGACACCCCUUCCUCGACGAGCAGUCGCAAAUCCAAGGAUGCCGCGACCGCUCGACUGCAUGAAAUCGCACCGGAUAUCGCGCUGUAUGAGAAAGAAAUGAAGCGAGUUGGUGGUGUGAUCUAUGGCGGUCGACGCAAAUCCGAUGAAGACCGAAUCAUGCUCAGUAAUAGCAAGAAGCGACGAUCAAUAGAAGCAGAGGAAGAAAGUGAAGAGGACACGACAGAAGCAAAGAGGCAGAAGAAAUCAAAACCGGCUGUUACGAUACACCUUUUGAUCACAGGCUACCAGAAAUGGGUGAAGAACCAGAAGAAGGAGGACUCGGAUAAGCGACAACUUCGCGAUCUCGGGAUUUUAGUAGUCCAAGAUGCCCGAAGAUGCUCCCAUCUUGCUGCUCCGUCCAUCCUGCGGACUCCCAAAUUCGUCAAUGCUAUAGCAUACGGCCCAGCAAUUGUGAGCGUCGAUUUCAUCACGCAGUGCCUUAAAAAGGAUGAACUCUUGGAUCCUGCCGACUUCCCUUUGAAAGACGAGGCCUCAGAAAAGAAAUAUGGCUUCUCACUAGAAGAAGCAAAGAUGAAUGCCAAACAGAACAAGAACAAGCUCCUUCGAGGAUACCAGAUCUAUUGCGUGGAGACUAUUCGCGGAGGUUUCGAUGCGUUCAAGUCCAUCGUGGAUGCCAAUGGAGGAGAAUGCUCACUAUUCCGAGGUCGCGUUUCAUACCGAUCGCAGAGGGAAGAGAGUGACGAGAGCUCGGGAGAUGACGACCACAGCCGAAAAGAGGUGUAUCUACUGAGCAGCAAUGUGCCAGAACAAGUCAAGCUAUGGGGGCGAUUCCGCCAAAUGGUCCAGAGUACAGACAAAACGCCACGAAUCGUGCGCGUGGAUUGGCUCCUUGAUAUCGCCAUGUCCCAAACGAUACAUGCGGCAGAGGCAUAUGAGCUGACAGAAGAGAUGGCGGAGAAGUCGGAGUAGUAAUUGGGAUCUAUUUGGUGUCAGGAGUGCUGCGUUGGAACAGUUGCUGCUCAGGAUGGCGGAAGCUUGCAUAGCUAUUUCGGGUCACUUGCCUGGAUCUUGUAUAUCUCUUACUUUCCCUCAUAUGAAGAUAGUUACCAUAUUCACAGCGUUGCCAACGGAUGGUUAUGUUAUGUUUUAAG
Aspergillus heteromorphus CBS 117.55 is the source of this 2759-nucleotide messenger RNA. Its product is annotated as DNA repair protein. Gene Ontology annotation, biological process: DNA double-strand break attachment to nuclear envelope; double-strand break repair. Gene Ontology annotation, cellular component: nucleus; Cul8-RING ubiquitin ligase complex. Bases 1 to 2577 code for a protein of 858 amino acids. The transcript has 4 exons. The record is from RefSeq and is a predicted model, not a curated record. Lineage: Eukaryota; Fungi; Ascomycota; Eurotiomycetes; Eurotiales; Aspergillaceae.